UGGAGAGCAAAACGUGCCGUUAUGUUUCCAUUCUUUGUGGGAAUUUCGUUAAAGUGCAUGGAGAAAUUAUAGAAUGCCCGCAAAUAAGCCUUUGGUUAGAAGAAUCGUAGAGAGUAAAACGUUAGAAUGUUUUCUUAUAAAACGACUCAUUUCAGCGGUAAUAGGCUUCUUAGUUGGAUAUGCAUAUUAUGCGAUGUCUUUUUCGCGUGCUUUCCGACCGGAAGAACAAGAAUAUGCAGAUAUGGUAAAAUGGGGAGUUUUGCUGGCAUCAACGAUCGGCUGUUUUGUGUCUCCACAAUGUUGUUGCAUCGCAGCAUUAUGUGUGCCAACGAUGUCUGCUAAAACUGGAAGAAACUUCAUCCAAGCAAUAUUAUUAGCCUGGAUUUUGGCAGGUCCCAUAACAAAUAUCAUGUAUCAUGCAACUGAAGCAAUUCGGUGCAUAUCUUGCGUGACGGAACUGCAGGAAAACCAAAGUGAAUUGAUGGUAGAUCUCAUGAAAGCACCAAUUGUUCACGGAUUGGGUUUGAUUGUGGAUGAAUCAGAUUCCCUGGAUGAUUCACAAUAUGAACUUGAAGACAAUUUAGAAAUGUUACAAUCAGAAUUACUCAUUAGCGCUUUCGGGAAAGCCAAAGCAAAAGAAAUGAUGAUAGAAGAGAAGGAAGCUGCAGAGAAAAAAAAGGAAAGCGCAGAAGAAGAAACGAGAAAACGAAUAAAAAGAAAAGCAAAAGUAGCGAGGCAAGGAAGAACUCUAGCAAAAAAACCUAAAUCAAAGAGGAAUAAAAGAAAUGCUGAAAAUAUGAGAACAAAUAGGCUAGGACGCUAUGGAAAAAUUAAUUCGAGACGAAAUAACCGACUUCAUUCAUUGUUGAAACGUAAUGUUAAAAGAGCAGAUGUGUAUAUAGACGAGGAAGAGUAUCUCCCAAAUGCACCAGAAGAAGAAUUCACCAACGAAACGGAGGCGAUCGCUGACAAAGGAGUUGAAUUAGCGGAAAAUAUGAAAAAAGAGGGUCUCCGGGUUUGCAAUGAAAUUUUUGAUAAAGCAUACAACGGAUGCUGCGAAUUAGCAGAUACAGCGUGGGCAACAUGCAUGGGUAUCAUCUUAGUUCCCAUUUAUUCGCAUGUCAUUUGUCAAAUCGUCUAUUGGGUCGGAGAGGCAAAAUGCAAUAAGAAUAUACGAGAUAAGAAAGAUAAAAAAUGUAAGGCUCAACCCGAUCUUAACAAUGAAGGGGUUAACGAUAAUUACAGCUUCAUUUCAUACCAAGUUGAAAACGUUCAUAAACAGUUUGACAUGAAAUUGUUAUGGAAGAAACCCUCCCUUGAUGAAAGAGCGGCUGUGAUGACGAUUCAAGAGAUUACUCAAGGAGUGAAAGCUGAUUAUAAGUGGCGUAUGAUGGUCAUGAAUAUGUGUGUUUCUAUUGCAAAAAAAGUCGUGGCAAUAACCAUUAUUCUUGUAUUAAAAGCUGCUGCUGGAUACAAUACUAAUUAUCUUACUGACUACAACUUCGACAACUUUUAUAUAUCUUCCUAUUUCGCAUAUAAAGACAAAAAACGAAAAAAAGCGAGAAAACGUCAUCUUUUGCCGUUAACAAAAAUAGAAAGCAAAUAUGUUUUGAGACCGACAGAUUUCAAAUUCACUGCGGCAGAAAAGAAAUCUAUACUAUUCAAGAUCAUCACUCUCAUUAUACAAGGAUUAUUUACUACUAUUCUAUUUGUUUUCGACGAAAUUGUAUUUUUCAUCAUGGACCUUAUUGCAAGACACGGUAAAUCUGAUUACCAUGUAACUGGACGACACAGACUAGAGGCGAAUAUUGACGGAAACGGAACUGUGUCUGAUUUGUUACGAGUUGUGUUUUCUGGAUUCUUGGAUAAUGAUCAUAGCAUGGAAUUAACUGGUUCUAAUGAAGAAUGUAUGCCUCAUCCACAUAAAUUAGAACGGGAAAUCGUGACUUGGUCCAUCACCGGCUACAGUUUUUUAAUCUGUCUUAUACUAGUAGAAGGAUAUUUGCUUCGUAUUCGACGCGUUAUUUGUGGAAUAUUUUACCCAAGACGAGAAAAACGUAGAAUAAUUCAUUUAUAUAACAACCUAUUACGACAAAGAAAGCAACAUAUAUUCUCAGUAAGGAAGGCUGUCCUCAAGCUCGCCUUAACCAAAAGACUGAAUCAAAAAUACAGUUUUCUGGAGGCAAUUCGGAUUCGAUACCCGAAAAUUGGCAAAAUAUUAUUCAUGUUGGGAUAUGGAAAACUUCGUUGUUUGAUAUGUGAGACACCUGAAACGUCCAAACAUACUUUAUGGAGAUGCAGUAACGUCAAGUGCAGGAUGCUGUAUUGUAAUAUUUGUUGGAUAGAAGUCGAUGAAAUGUGUUGGGCAUGUAACAGUUACAGAGGAGUAGAGAAGGCGUUGCCAAACACAAUUGAAGAUAAUCAAGCCACAGAGGAAAUAGAGAAAGACCAGCAGGAAAUAGUGACAGAAAAUCAAAAUUUGCUUCUUAGUGAUGAAGAAGACAGUGAAACUUCGCUCUAAUAAAACGACGAAAGUAAACUGUUACGUUGAAGGAUCUAUUUUUUAAAGCAUUGGUAUGGUUAUCAAAAGUCGACCCAAAUCGACUAUAGAUCCAUGUUUAUAUCCCAUACAAAGUAUAAUAAAUAUGAUGAACAUUUAGUGGCGUUAUGCCAGUCAAUUGUCAGAAUAAGUGGAAAAUCUUGUCCCAUUCCACAUUCCAGCCAUGCCCGAAAUGACGAUUUAUAUAUAAAAAAAAAAGUUAAUUCUAUGUCUGCUCUUAUUUUGUUGGUUUCAUUUUUUCUGUUUUAGGACUACAUUCAGCAAGAUGUUCACUUGUGACUAAUUCGAUUCACGAAAAAUUAAAAUAUGUUAUACAGUUAGCUCAAUACUCUAAUAUGGUCAUUAUUAUUAAAAUACACUGGCCUCGCGUUUUUAAUAGUAACUAACUGUAUUAUUCGGGAAUAAAGCAAAAAUAUGGAUGUUUAACACAAGUGAGGGUAUAUGCCGCCUGAAUCAGUGAUGACCGAUUAUUGUGUCUGCUGUAGAUGAAUACUUUAAUAGUCACUAGUUUCAGCACAUUCAAAACUUUAUUUAAUAAAUAACAUGAAAGAGA
Molecule: messenger RNA, 3113 nt
Organism: Styela clava
Lineage: Eukaryota; Metazoa; Chordata; Ascidiacea; Stolidobranchia; Styelidae
Product: protein sneaky-like
Cellular component (GO): membrane
Source: RefSeq, a predicted model, not a curated record